GUGGCUUCGCACUUUCGAUCUUUCCAGAACUUCAUAAAUCUUCGAGGAUCUGCUUCUCCUUUUUCUCUCUAGCCCUAAAAUCACCAGCCAUGGUGAUGAUUGAUGACUAUGGUUAUGGCUCAAUAGAUUUUGUUUUUAUUGUACACGAGAAACGAGACAAUGAGCAGCAGAAAUAGCCGCACCAUCUAUGUUGGUAACCUUCCUGGAGAUAUUCGUUUGAGAGAAGUAGAAGAUCUGUUCUACAAGUAUGGACCCAUUGUCGACAUUGAUUUGAAGAUUCCCCCACGCCCACCGGGCUAUGCUUUUGUGGAGUUUGAAGAUAUUCGUGAUGCUGAAGAUGCAAUUUAUGGCCGAGAUGGAUACAAGUUUGAUGGAUGUCGUUUACGGGUGGAAUUUGCGCAUGGUGGAAGGGGACAUUCCUCUUCAAUAGAUCAUUAUAGUCGUAGUGGGAGUAGCCGUGGUGGUGUUUCUCGGCGAACUGACUAUCGUGUUUUGGUCACUGGAUUACCUCCUUCUGCUUCAUGGCAAGACCUGAAGGAUCACAUGCGUCGUGCUGGUGAUGUCUGCUUCUCUGAAGUUUUCCGUGAUCGUGGUGGGAUGGCAGGAAUAGUAGAUUAUACAAACUAUGAUGACAUGAAAUAUGCUAUACGGAAACUUGAUGAUUCUGAAUUUCGAAAUGCCUUUUCUCGUGCGUAUGUACGGGUGAAGGAGUAUGACUCUAGGCGUAGCUAUUCCAGGAGUCCUUCCCGUGAUUCUAGACGAAGUGAUUAUUCUAGAAGUCCUAGUCGUAGUCCUCAUGGGGAAAGAGGUCGGAGCCAGAGCAGAAGCCGGAGUCGAAGUAGAAGUCAAUCUCGAAGCCUUAGACGUAGUCAUAGCCAUAGUCACAGUGGCAGGAGCACAAGUCUUUCUCCAAGGCUGAAGCACUCUCGUCGGUCGCCGUCAAUUUCUGAACAAUCCCAGUCAAAGUCUCUUUCAAGGUCAAGGUCGAGAUCCAGAUCAGGAUCACCAGUUUCCUCUCGUCGUGAGAGGAAAUUUCAGAAUCGGAGCAGAUCUCGUUCCAAGUCCAGAAGCCUGUCCCGAUCUCUUUCACCUGAUGGGAGAUCUGAUCGAAGCCGAAGCCGAAGCCGAAGCCGAUCUGUUGAUUCCAGGGACCGAUAUUCAGAAUAGAUCAUAUUGUUAUUGAGAUGGGAUUGUAAAGCGUAGAAGAGAGAUUAGCGUUGGGUAUAUUUGGAGGGGGCUGGAUUUAAUGUGUGUGUUAUGGGUGACUAGUAUUUGACCCUACCCAUGUUUCAGUGUAUUUUGUACGUUGGUACUUGCUUGGUUAUGUUUCACUUUAGAAUUACCAAAUGAAUUUCUCGGGUCAAAAUUUAAUAAACAA
Molecule: messenger RNA, 1378 nt
Organism: Cucurbita moschata (crookneck pumpkin)
Lineage: Eukaryota; Viridiplantae; Streptophyta; Magnoliopsida; Cucurbitales; Cucurbitaceae
Product: serine/arginine-rich splicing factor SR30-like
Exons: 15
Coding region: 160-1167 (335 amino acids)
Cellular component (GO): nucleus; cytoplasm; ribonucleoprotein complex
Molecular function (GO): mRNA binding
Source: RefSeq, a predicted model, not a curated record